This is a messenger RNA of Zasmidium cellare ATCC 36951, 2052 nucleotides long. RefSeq lists its product as uncharacterized. Bases 1 to 2052 code for a protein of 683 amino acids. Gene Ontology annotation, molecular function: tripeptidyl-peptidase activity; serine-type endopeptidase activity. Gene Ontology annotation, biological process: proteolysis. NCBI's taxonomy places the organism in Eukaryota, Fungi, Ascomycota, Dothideomycetes, Mycosphaerellales, Mycosphaerellaceae. The transcript is spliced from 6 exons. The record is from RefSeq and is a predicted model, not a curated record.
AUGUCUUGGUUUCAAGUACUGACAGCAGUUGCGCUUUCGACCGGUGCAUUUGCGGCACCGCAUGUCCUUCAUGAGCGGCGACAUGUACCACUUAAGUCUUACGCGAGGGAACGAGUCCAACCACACGCGAUCAUUCCUGUGCGGAUUGGCCUCAAGCAAAGCAAUUUGGACUCUGGAUAUGAUCGAUUGAUGGAGGUCUCUCACCCGACUUCGUCCAACUAUGGCAAACACUUGUCAGCGCAAGAGGUUCAUGAUUUGUUUGCGCCUGCCAAUGAGACCCUCGAUGCUGUUCUGAACUGGCUGGGUGAUGCGGGUUUUGAUGAGAACGAUGUGGUUCACUACGAGAAUCGAGGCUGGCUCGCUAUCGAUAUGCCCGCUGAGACCGCCGAACGAUUGCUGUCAACAGAAUACUACGAGCACACCUUCUCCGACAACUCCAGAAUUGGCUGCGAUCAGUACUACCUUCCAGCCCACAUCUCACCCCACGUCGACUUCAUCAAGCCAGGCGUCAAGCUUUCUCCUCCCGUAAAGAAGCGAACACUGGAAGCGCGAGGAUUCGGAGGGCGUGGACGAGGAGGACCUUGGCCACCAGGUCCGCCACACGUCGGACCAAAUCCAUUCCCGCAUUGGAGACCUCCACCAGGAUCCGGACACUUGCCAAAAGACCUGCAGAACUGCAGCGUGCUCGUCACGCCGAACUGUCUCAAGGCGCUGUACAACAUCCCACAGGCGAAAUACAGCGACCCGUCGAAUGUUAUGGGCGUCUACGAGACGAGCGAUGCGUUCUCCGUUCAGGACUUGCAGCUGUACUUCCAGAAAUUCGUCCCAUACAUUCCGCAGGGAACUUCGCCCUCGGUUGUGUCUGUUGAUGGAGGCGUUGCUCCCGUGGCUCCGGGGGAUGCGCGGAAUGGCGGCGAGUCCGAUCUCGACAUUGACCUGUCGUAUGCGAUUGUCUAUCCGCAGAAGGUUACGGUCUAUCAGGUGGACGAUCCUCCGAAUGCUUCAGGCCAGUACGGAAAAGCUGGAUUCUUGAAUACGUUCUUUGAUAGUAUUGACGGGAGUUACUGCAAUUAUACGGCCUAUGGCAUCACUGGUGACAGUCCAGACGUCGACGCAACCUACCCAGAUCCCGCAGCAGACGGCUACAAAGGCCAACGCCAAUGCGGCACCUACCAACUCACCAGAGUCGUGAGCAUCUCGUACGGCGAAGCGGAGAUCGACCUCCCCAAAGCCUACGUCGAGCGCCAAUGCAACGAGAUCAUGAAGCUCGGUCUGCAAGGCCACUCGAUCAUGGUUGCCUCUGGCGAUUACGGGGUGGCUUCUUUCCCCGGCUCGGAUAAUGAUACGUAUGGCUGUUAUUCGGCUAAUGGACAGCACGGCACGAUCUACAACCCUGAUUAUCCUUCGGGGUGUCCGUACAUCACUGCGGUCGGCGGGACGAGGCUGUAUCCUGGACAGACGAUUGAGGACCCGGAGAGUGCGAUGCAGGUCAAUCUCACUGCGGUGCAUAUUGCGGAGGGACGGCCGCCGGGCAAUCCGGUUCUGGCGCUAUUCGCCACGGGUGGCGGGUUUUCUAACUACUUCAAACCUCCCUCGUACCAGGCGAGGGCGGUCUCGCAAUACCUGGCUGCACAUGCUCCGGACGUUCCUUCCUACGUCGUCAAUUCGGACGCUUCGAAUGUUGGGGCGAAUGGAGGCGUGUACAAUCGUGCUGGGAGGGGGUAUCCAGAUGUCUCAACCAACGGCGCCUUCCAGCCCUUUUUCGUCAACCUCACGCAAGAGACCUACUUCGGCACCAGCUUGUCCUCUCCGAUCUUUGGAUCAAUCAUCACUCUCAUCAACGAAGAAAGAACAGCUGCCGGAAAGGGACCAGUCGGUUUCGUGAACCCAGUGCUUUAUCAGCACCCGGAGGUCCUGCACGACAUCACGAAUGGAUCGAACCCCAACUGCGGCUCUUCCGGGUUCUCGGCCUCGACUGGCUGGGAUCCUGUCACUGGGUUGGGCACGCCGAACUAUCCUGCUAUGCUGCGGCUGUUCUUGAGCUUGCCAUAA